UAUUACACGGAGGAGCUGUUUGAACAGUAGGACGGAGAGGGAGCUAGAGACUCCUCUCCAGCUCCAGCUGCCAUCCUACUCCUGCUGCUCCUCCUCCUCCAGCAGAACCACUUCUCUUUCUCAUCACAUCCAGAGCUCUUUUGGAGAUGUGACGAUUAGGAAGAGAUUGGUGACACUGAGCUGCCUGUGCAUUGACACGACCACUUGACCUCAUCUUCAGCAUGAAUGGUGAUAUGCCUCAUGUUCCCAUCACUACUCUUGCUGGAAUUGGUAGCCUAACCGACUUGUUGAACCAGCUGCCUUUGCCUUCCCCUCUUCCGGCCACCACUGCUAAGAGCCUGCUCUACAAUGGAAGGAUCUCCGACGAGGUCAGCAGCUUGUUGGUGUGUCGAGACGAGAACCUGGUGACUCAACUGGCACAUAGCCUUAACCAGGUCUCCACUGAACACAUAGAGCUGAAGGACAACCUUGGAAAUGAUGAACCCGAGGGUGACAUGCCAAUACUUCUUCAAACCUUGCUGUCCAGGAACCCCAGGAUCUUCAGGGACAAAAGUGUAUUACAGCAACCAUUAAUACAGCAGUACAAGAUUUCUCAGAACCAAGUUCAUGGAAGUCCAGCAUCAAACUAUCAGCAAAGUCCCUCUGGAUGCUUUACAUCCCCACAGUGUGGCUCAGCUACUCAGUUUGUACCCCAGCACAACACUCCUAUACCUAGCCCCUAUACCCCUCAGAGUCCUGCAGACUACAUUCAGUACAAUCCACCCAGUUACUCUCAUCAGACUCAACAAGUUGUUAGUGCCGUGAGAACAACCCUCGACAACAAAGUCUCCGAAGAGCUGUCAAGUAAUUCAUCUAACCAUAACACAAAACCCGGCUUGGAUGAAGACUACAUGAACGUGUCUCAAAGACUGGGCAAUGAGGAGAAUGACUCUUCCAUAAAAGCCGCCGUAUUUUCUGUAUGUGAAGAGAGUGCAAAAAAACCCAGGCCUCCUCUUAUCAUGCAGUCGCCUCCACUUGAUGUGCCACAAGGUCCAGCCCCUGACCUGCUCCUUACCACUCCCGACCGUAAAAAGAAGCAGAGAGAACGGAGUAAAGAAGAAAAUGAGAACAUGGACAAAAAUGUCUUUUAUGACAUAGUUAGCUCUCCAUCAAAGGACUCUGCCAGGUUGACAUUAAAACUGUCCCGAGUGAAGAUCCCAGACAUGGGCCACUCUGAAGAACUCCUCCCAACCUCACCUAUGGACUCGGUUCAUGAAACGGAUGUUUUAAACAAUGAUAUUCAGUCGUCAAGUUCUCCUCAAGAUUUUUCGCACAAGACAGAGGUCGAAGAGCAAGCAAACAGUCAACAGGCUGCUGCACAGCCAAACACCAGGGAGACUGGCGUCAUCAGUGGACUUGUGUUUGAUGACUCUGAGAUAGAAGCACUUACUGAAAUUGAAAGAAUAGAAUCAGCCAACGACAGAGAGCGAUGCUCCAAAGAGGUCCAAGAUAAAGACAAGCCACUAAAAAAACGGAAACAAGACACAUACCCUCAGGAACCCGGAGUUGAGACAAGUGAAGGGCCAUCUGCACAUGGGGGCAGCAACGUUAACAAACCAACACCCAGGAAGUCAAGUGCUGCAAGUAAUGGUGCCAGUCGGCCUGCCUUGAUGGUCAGUAUUGAUCUGAAGCAAGCUGGGAGAGUAAUAGGACAGCCUGUCGUUGUCUUGGAACAGCAGCUAUUGUGUGAAGAUCACUUACGACGCCUUAAGACUAAUGCAGAUACUGAAAACAGACCUGGGAUCAUCAAAAAGCUUCCAGACACCCUCCUGACACCUGGUUCUGAUGGACAGACAGAAAGCAAUAAACAGAAGCAGGAAAACCAGCGUGAAUCAAAACGCAAUCGUGAUAGCAAAUCUGACAGUGACAAGGGACACUCAGAGGACAGACGUGUUGAAGCAACGCGGCUGAAGCAUGACAGGCAUUCAGACUUGCGCCAUAAAGAGGAAAAGAACAACAGCAGUCACCGAUCGCAAGUCAGCAGACCCGAAACGCCAAAAUCCACAAGCAAGGUGGACUGCAACUCAAGACAUGAAGAACACAAAGGCAGGAAUAAAGAAAAGGACAGGGACAAACAGAGAGACAAAGAUGGAGACAAAGAAAAGCUCAGAGAUAAAGAAAAAUCCAGAGAAGGAGACAGAAAUGAAGACAAAGACAAUGACAGAGUCAAAGACAAACUUAGAGACAAAGUCAGAGAUAGAAAUAAAAACAGAGAAAGAGACAAAUCCAUAGAGGUGGGCAAAGAUGAAGACAAAGAUCAGGACAGAGUCAAAAGCAAGCUUAGAGGUAGAGACAAAUGUAGAGAUGGUGAAAAAUCCAAAGAAAGAGAAAAAACCAGAGAAGAAGACAAGUCCAGAGAAAGAGACAAAGAUGAGGACAAAGACCAGGAGAGACUCAAAGGCAAACUUGAAAAUAGAGACAAAGAAGGAGAAAAAGUAAGAGAAACAGACAAAUCCAUAGACGUGGAUAAAAAUGAAGACAAAGAUGUGGAGAGAGUCAAAGACAAAGUUAGAGAUAAAGACAAAGUCAAAGACAGAGAAAAAAAACCAGAAAGAGACAAAUUCAGAGAACGAGACAAAGAUGAAGACAAAGACCAAGAGAGAGUCAAAGGCAAACUUAAAGAUAAAGUCAGAGACAGAGAAAAACCCAGAGGAAGAGACAAAUCCAUACAUGUGACCAAAGAUGGAGACAAAGACGUUGACAGAGUAAAAGACAAGGUUAGAGACAGAGACAAAAUCAGAGACAGAGAAAGACCCAGAGGUGAAGACAAAUCCAGAGAAAGAGACAAAGAUCAGGAAAAAGACAUGGACAAAAAUAGAGACAAAAAUGAAAACGUUGACAUGGACAUCGAACAAGACAAAGAUGGUAAGAGAGACAAAUAUAGAGACAAAUGUAGAGACAGAGACAGGAACAGAGAUAGAGAGAAAGAUCGAGACAAGAACAAGAAGCACAAGACGCCGUUUGAAGGAGACGGCAACAGAAACUCACUUGAGGACCAAACUAAAGUUGAGAGCCCUAAACUGAAGCAAGAUGAAGGCAGGAAAUCUGCAGGGCAUAACGAACGGCAGAGGACAUCUUCUUCCAGCCUUCAGACUACCCCAAACAAGGACCAACGGACAAGUGGGGAUGGCAGCGUGAGCCAACCUGCAAACAAACGGCAAGCCUCUGAGAUAAAAAAAAGCGAGUUCCCACCGUUCCUGCUGGGGGGCAAUUCAGGAAGUCUCAAGAACUUUGUGAUUCCUAAAUUGAAACGAGAUGGAAAAGGUGGAACGGAUAAAGAUCUCAGGCUCAAAAGCAAACUGAUAGAAGGCUGGAGUGAACCAUUAGUGCGGUUACAGAGAGUUUCGCUGGUAGAGAACUUAAACAAAAGAACUAAACCAAUUGUUGUGGUUAAGAGACUCAGCAUUGAAGAUGUAAAAAGGCUCAUUAAGGAAACCAAGAAAGCACACAGCUCCAGAUCCAGACACUGGCCCUCCUUUGACAAGUCAGACCGAGAGAGAGUAAAUAAGCGAAGGCAUAGUAUGAUCAGUAAGAGAUCCAAAUAUGCUGAGGUAGACUCAAAUGACUCAGAUGAGACAGAGGAUGAGGAUGACGAGGCGGACUCUGAGGAUGAGUCUCCAAGAAAAAGGAAAAAGAAACACCACAACAAGGUGUGGAAGUGCGAAAAGAAGAGGGGUUCUAGGGAUCACCAGCGAAGUGGAGGUUUUCAUAAUUCUCGCCGGGGUUCAAGUGGCCGUCAUCGGGAUUUGAGCAGCGAUGAUGAUUCAGAUGAAGACUCCCUUCCACCAAGCCUGAAUGAUGUUGUCCGAAAACUGAAAAAACAGAAAAGCAAGAUGGCGUAUGACUCCAAAAUGACAACAGAGGAAAAGAUGGACUCCUCCGCAUAUAAGAGGUUUGCAACCAAUGUGGACAACAUUCUCGAGAGUCUUGAGGAUGUAGACCUCACUGCCGCAGAAGAUGACGAGAUACCUCAAGAGCUGUUGCUUGGAAAGCAGCAAUUAAACGAGCUUGGCAGCGAUUCUACCAAGAUCAAAGCAAUGGGCGUCUUUAACAAGUUUUCUACUAGUAAACUGGUGAAAAUUCUGAAUACUUUGGAGAAGAACAUUCAGGACAGCGUCACACUUUCCACCUUAAUGAGUCAUGAUAAUGAUUCAAUGGUUGAGGAGCGUUUGUGGCGUGAUCUCAUCAUGGAGCGGGUGACGAAGUCUGCAGAUGCCUGUUUGACUGCGCUCAAUAUAAUGACGUCCCCACACAUGCCGAAGGCUGUUUAUAUAGAGGAUGUGAUUGAGAGGGUGUUGCAAUUCACCAAGUUCCACCUGCAAAACACCUUGUACCCUCAGUAUGACCGUUCCUACAGAGUGGAACGCCAUGGAGGUGCCUCACAUACUUCAAAGUCCAAGAAAUCAAAAUCCUCUGCCCACAAACAGAAAGUGGUCGUGGUGCUCUACAACAAAGUUUGCGAUAUUAUCACUGUCAUCUCAGAGCUCCUUGAAAUCCAGCUGCUCACCGACACCACCAUUCUCCAGGUGUCGAGCCUUGGAAUCACGCCUUUUUUUGUGGAGAAUGUCAGCGAACUGCAGUUGUGUGCCAUCUCUGUAGUGACAGCAGUUUUCUCUCGCUAUGAGAAACACAGGCAGCUCAUUCUGGAAGAGAUUUUCACCUCUCUCGCCAGACUUCCCACCAGUAAACGUGGUCUCAGGAACUUCAGGUUAAACACCAGUGACUCAGACGGACCCCCGUUGUACAUCCAGAUGGUCUCUGCUCUCGUUCUUCAACUCAUUCAGUGUGUGGUUAACCUCCCAUCUGAGAAAGAGUCAGAGGAGGAACCUAAAAAGAAGGUGGAUAGAGAUGUCCUCAUUACCAACUCUUAUGAAAUUGCAAUGAGGACAGCACAGAACUUUCUCUCUGUGUUUCUCAAGAAAUGUGGCAGUAAACAGGGAGAAGAUGACUACAGGCCUCUGUUUGAAAACUUUGUACAUGACCUGCUGUCUGCUGUCAACAAGCCCGAGUGGCCUGCUGCUGAACUGCUGCUCAGUUUACUGGGCAGACUGCUGGUUCACCAGUUCAGUAAUAAGCAGACAGAAAUGGCGCUCAGGGUGGCAUCGCUUGACUAUCUUGGCACUGUUGCCUCCAGCCUGCGUAAAGACUCUCUCUCCUGCAAGAUGGACCAAAGAACUAUUGACCGCAUUCUGAAAGAGACUCCUGGCAGUGAUGAGAUACAGCAGCUCCAAAAGGCCUUGCUGGACUUCCUAGAUGAAAACAUUGAUGCAGAUCCAGCUUUAUUGUUUGCGAGGAACUUUUAUAUUGCCCAGUGGUUCAGAGACACCACAGUCGAGGUGGAAAAAGCAAUGAAGUCUCAAACUGAAAACGACGACGAUCCGAAGUAUCGGCGACAUUCCAGGGAUACUGACACAACCGGGGAGAUUGUACAGACAGUUGAGGCGCGGAAAAAGUUCCUCCGCAAGAUCAUCAAGACAACGCCAUCAAACUUCACCUCUUUGAAGACAAGCUCCGGCACAGUAGACUAUGAGGACUCCUGUCUGAUUGUAAGAUAUCUGGCCUCGAUGAGGCCAUUUGCACAGAGCUUUGAUAUUUAUUUAUCACAGAUUCUGAGGGUUCUGGGAGAGAGUGCUAUUGCAGUGAGGACUAAAGCCAUGAAGUGUUUAUCAGAGGUGGUGGCUGUGGAUCCAAGUAUACUAGGACGAGUGGACAUGCAGCGAGGGGUGCACUGUCGACUAAUGGAUAGCUCCACUAGUGUCCGAGAAGCAGCCGUGGAGCUUCUCGGCCGCUUCGUGCUCAGUCGGCCUGAACUCAUCGAGCAGUACUAUGACAUGCUUAUUGAAAGGAUAUUGGACACUGGAAUCAGUGUGAGAAAAAGAGUCAUUAAGAUUCUUAGAGACAUUUGCUUGGAGCUGCCAGAUUUCCACAAGAUAACAGAGAUGUGUGUCAGGAUGAUCCGCAGAGUCAAUGAUGAGGAAGGCAUCAAGAAACUGGUGAAUGAGACGUUCCAGAAACUCUGGUUUUCACCCACUCCCAGCCAUGAUGAAGAAGCCAUGAACAGAAAGAUCCUGAACAUCACAGAUGUGGUUUUAGCCUGCAAAGAUUCAGGAUAUGACUGGUUUGAGCAGCUUCUACAAAAUCUGCUGAAGUCUGAGGAAGACGCUUCAUAUAAACCAACCAAGAAGGCCUGUGCUCAGUUGGUGGACAAUUUAGUGGAACAUAUACUAAAAUAUGAGGAAUCUAUUACGGACUGUGAAGACAAAGGGAUAAACUCAAGCCGUGUUGUAGCGUGCAUCACCACUCUUUAUCUGGUUACUAAAAUCAGGCCUAGCCUAAUGGUUAAACAUGCCAUGGCUAUGCAGCCCUACUUGAACACCAAAUGCAGUACUCAGAAUGACUUCAUGGUGAUUUGCAAUGUGGCCAAGAUCUUGGAGCUGGUCGUACCUCUGGUGGAGAAUCCAAGUGAGUCUUUCCUCAACACGAUUGAGGGAGACCUGAUGAAGCUCAUCAUUAAACACGGCAUGAUGGUUGUGCAGCACUGUGUGAGCUGUCUUGGUGCUAUUGUGAACAAGGUCACACAUAACUACAAGUUCGUGUGGGCUUGUUUCAAUCGCUUCUAUGGAGCUCUGGCUAAACUCAAGACGCAGCACCAGGAGGACGCCAGCAGCUCCACUCUGGCUGCUAACAAACCAACUCUGCUGCGCUCACUGUUCACUGUGGGGGCUCUUUGCCGACACUUUGAUUUUGACCAAGAAGAGUUCAAGGGAGCUAACAAGAUCAUCAUAAAGGACAAGGUUUUGGAGCUUCUUCUGUAUUUCACCACCCAUGAGGAUGAGGAGGUCCAGAUCAAAGCCAUUAUUGGUCUAGGCUUCCAAUUCAUCAUGCACCCAGAGCUCAUGUUUGUGCAAGAUGUGAAGGUUCUUUACAUCAGUUUGCUGUCAGAUGAGAGCGGUGCUGUCAAUCUGAAGAUCCAUGUGCUCAAAAACCUUCAAACAUACCUGCAGGAGGAGGACUCUCGAAUGCAAGAGGCUGACCGUGAAUGGAAGAAGCAAGCAAAGCAAGAAGAUCUUAAGGAAAUGGGAGACAUAUCUUCGGGCAUGAGCAGCUCCAUUAUGCAGAUUUACCUCAAGCAGGUGCUGGAGUCCUUCUUCCAUUCACAGUCCACUGUACGGCACUUUGCUCUGAACGUCAUCACACUGACUCUUAGUCAGGGUCUCAUACACCCUGUACAGUGUGUCCCCUACUUAAUUGCCAUGGGAACAGACCCAGAGCCAACCAUGAAGAACAAGGCUGACCAACAACUAGUGGAGAUUGACAAGAAAUAUUCAGGAUUCAUCCACAUGAAGGCGGUUGCUGGGUUGAAGAUGUCCUAUCAGGUGCAGCAGGCUAUAAAUGGGGGCAAACGUGCGGUAAUCCGAGGUUUCCGUCAUGAUGACUCAGACUCGGCUCUCUGCUCCCAUCUCUACACUAUGGUCCGUGGGAACAGACAACACAGACGGGCUUUCCUCAUCUCCCUGCUCAACCUGUUUGACGACAGCUCUAAAACAGAGGUAAACAUGCUGCUCUUCAUCGCAGACAACCUGGCAUGCUUCCCUUACCAAACCCAGGAGGAACCUCUUUUCAUCAUGCACCAUAUAGACAUUACUCUGUCUGUCUCUGGUAGCAACUUACUCCAGUCUUUCAAAGAGAGUUUACGCAAAGAGCCCGUAAGACAUGAAAACAAGGUGAAGACAAAGAAGAGAAAAAAGAAGCAUUCUCGUAGGAGGGAAAAUAGCUCUGAUGAGGAGGAGGAAGAUGAGGAUGAAGAGAAGAGCAGCAGCACAUCCACCAGCAACAGUAGCAGCAGCGAUGAGGAGGAGGAGGUCCGCAAGCGAAAGAAGCCUGGAGGCUGUGACUCUGACUCGGAUCUGGACGACGAAGACGCAGUGAUUGACCGCCUGCCUGAAAACGCCGCUCCUCUGUUGGAAUUCGCCAGCGCUUCACAGGGUGUUCUGCUACUGCUGGUGCUCAAACAACACCUGAAGAACCUAUAUGGCUUCUCAGACAGCAAAAUCCAGAAGUACUCACCGACAGAGUCUGCCAAAGUUUAUGACAAAGCAGUGAACAGGAAAUCCAAGGUGCACUUCAACCCUCGUCAGACUCUGGAGUUUCUAAAGAGUGAUGUAGCCAACAGAGACCUCAGUUAUGAACAUAAGAGGAAUAUUGUCAAACAAUUUUUGGAUUUCAAGGUGCUGAUGGAGCACUUGGACCGUGAAGAAGAGGAUGAGGAUGGGGGUGAAGCAAAUGCUAAUGCCAGAAACAAAGCCAUUAAUUCGCUGCUGAAGGGCCCAAAACCCCAAAAUCACAACCAUAGUAAUCACACUGCUCCAGUGGAGACAGACGAUGAGGAGAGCGAGGAUGAAGAUCCUCCUGCGCGAAAACCAAGAAAAGACGUGGAUUCUGCUGACGACACGGGUCAAAGGAACGAGGUGGAGGUAAUGGACAUCGUUGCCAUCUGCCGGCCUAAAUACAAAGACAGACCACAGAUCGCCCAGAUCGUCCAGAAGACCAAGAGCGGCUACAGCAUACACUGGAUGACGGGAUCUUACUCUGGACCAUGGGCUGUGGCGAAGAAGCGGGACGGUCGCAAAAAGGUGCCUUGGGUGGACAACAUCAAGGAGUCAGACAUUAUUUACAAGAAAAUCUCCUUGACGAGCGGACAGAAGCUCACGAACAAAGUGGCACAGACGUUACGAGCGCUGUAUGCAGCCAAGGACGGAUCAAAGAGUUAAUAACAAAACUUACUCCGAACGUCCCUCACAUCUACGGAUCUGCUAUGUUACCCACAGAGAGAACAUUCACAUGUUUAGAUUUAAGGCUCUGGUGGAGGAAAUCUUUAUAAAAUACUGAUGUUUUAAGUUAACAUAAGAAAAACGGAGAAGAAAAUGUUUGUGAAAACAUUUUGUGGGAGUUCCUUCGCUGUUGUGCAGCAACUUGGAUGUUUGAUUUUUACUCCCGCUGUAUCAUAGUUUAACUAAAAAAACAUGUUUAUAUCUGAACAUAAUUCUGUAAAAAACAAAACAAAACAAAAAAACAACAAAACAAACUGAAUGUUGGAAGUUAGUGUAUUGAUGAUGUUCUUAAUAAAGUGUUUUUUUUGGAAUUAUAACUAGAUCCAGAUGAAUUUAUUUACUUGAUGUCAGGUCCUGCAAACUUUAAUGUGUUGUUAUAAAAAUCCUGUUUAGCUCCAUCUGUGUUAUAGACUAUCUUUGACAUGACCUAUUUAUGAGGAAAGCGGUGGAGUAUCUGUGCUAAUAGUGUUUAAAUUUACAGUAGGUUCAGUGUUAUAUAGCACAGGGCAUCAGUACCGUUAUCCACUGCCCCUCUGGUGGAGCUUAUACUGCAAUAAAUUUUUCUUAUUUCUUUGUUA
This is a messenger RNA of Girardinichthys multiradiatus, 9448 nucleotides long. Its product is annotated as nipped-B-like protein B. Gene Ontology annotation, molecular function: chromatin binding. Gene Ontology annotation, biological process: replication-born double-strand break repair via sister chromatid exchange; establishment of mitotic sister chromatid cohesion; regulation of gene expression. The coding region runs from base 222 to 8810 and encodes 2862 amino acids. NCBI's taxonomy places the organism in Eukaryota, Metazoa, Chordata, Actinopteri, Cyprinodontiformes, Goodeidae. Gene Ontology annotation, cellular component: Scc2-Scc4 cohesin loading complex. The transcript has 47 exons. The record is from RefSeq and is a predicted model, not a curated record.